UUUGACAAGCGCCUGACGUCCCACCCAGCGUUUCCACGUAUUAUUUCUAUGGAUAUUUUUCUUAAUAUUAUAGUUAAAUCACCAGUUUAAUUAAUUGUUUCAAUAUGGAUUACCAGAGCCGUCAAUUGGCUGAAGAUUUCUUUCUUCGAGAGCCCGUUGACGCCCGCGUAAGAAAGCCCAAAAAUGAACCUAAAGAGGAGGAGUCUCACCCUAAACUCAAGGUGGAAAUGCAAACUAUUCGACUCAGUGCUGACUCACAGAAGCUUGUGUUGGAUACGCUGAGAUUUAUCCACGGAUCUGAUUUCAAGCUUGGAAGUGCCAGCCUUUACAAGGACAAAGGUACAAACCUUGGCAACCGUUACUGGAUGGAGAGAGGCAACCUUGUGGUGCGUGGUGGUUGUGACUACUCCUUGGCUCCGAAACCUGAAAUUCAAUCAUCAGAAACAAGGUUGAGGGCCUUUGCCUUGUCCAAGUUGGAAAAAUAUCACUUCCACAAGGCACAUUGUGCAGAGGUGUUAGAAAUGUCUGCAGAAAAUGUUGAUAAAGCGCUAGAAGCAUUAUUUUACAAGUAUUUCAAAGUAGAUCCUCAAGAUAGACCAGCACGUGAGGCGAUACCAAUACGAUCUGAACUAUUAGAGAUGAGAAACGAUGAACAGGCUGUUUUGGAGUCAAUUUAUGACUCAAGUUUCAAGUCAAAAGAAACAAAUGUAUGGAGUAUUACCCUGAGCCUAGAUUAUCUAACCAAAUUAUAUGAAAGUAAAGAAGUUCAACCUAAAAAGAAAGAGAAUAUCAACUACAACAAUGUCAAAAAAAAGAAAGAAGUCUGUAAACUAUUUUUGAAAGGUCCUUGUAGAUUUGGAGCAAAGUGCAAAUUUUUACAUGAAUCAAAUGUUGAAAGCGCUCCUGUUAAACCAGAAAGCACAGACAGUGAGAAAAUUACUUACGAAUUAGAAGUACGGUUUCCGGAUGAUACUGUGUAUCCUUAUCAACCACCAGUAUUAUUUUUCAAAACUGAGAAUCCAACAAGUGUAAUACCACACCUCACAUGUCUACGAAUAACAGCUAGGUUGGUAGAAGAAGCUAAAGUAUUAGCUCAAGAUGGUGUACCUUGUGUAUAUUCGCUAGUGGAAUUAUUAAAUAAUGAAGAGGAAAUUACGAAUUUUAUACAAUUUGAUACAAGAACUUUCCCAAACACAACAGAUGCCUUAUUUCCUCAAUUAAUAGAAGAUUCUAAUAUAAGUAAAAAGAAGUUGCCUUCACAUUAUAAAAAAGGUGAUGUGAAAAAUAAGAGAGCUAAUAUAAAUUUAGAAGAAGUGUUAAGAGAGGACAGGUUGAUAGCUAAAGAUUAUUGGCAGAAAAAAGACGACAAUAGGUAUUCAAAAAUGAUGUCGGGACGAAGAAAAUUGCCAGCUUGGCAGAAAAGGAAAGAUAUAUUGAAUGCUGUCAAGAAAUCACAGGUCGUCGUAAUAAGCGGAGAAACAGGGUGCGGUAAGAGUACUCAAGUUCCCCAAUAUAUCCUGGACGAUUGGCUCGAGAAUUUCGAUAAUGAUGGGGAGAAGCACGUGGAGAUUAUAUGCACUCAGCCUAGAAGGAUAUCUGCUAUCGGAGUGGCAGACAGAGUGGCUGAAGAAAGGGUUGAAAAGGCGGGAUCGGUCGUUGGUUAUCAGAUACGACUAGAAAGCAAAGUGUGUUCGAAAACUCGCUUGACUUUCUGUACGACCGGUAUACUCCUACGAAGACUGGAGUACGACCCGCAACUGAAGUCAGUCACCCACGUUUUAGUCGACGAGGUACACGAAAGGUCUGAAGAAAGCGAUUUCCUUCUGUUAAUCUUGAGGGACCUUAUCAAAGUGAGGAAAGACUUGACUGUCAUUCUCAUGAGUGCCACUUUAAACGCUGAUUUGUUCGCCGGUUACUUUGAAAAGGUUCCAAUUUUGGAAAUUCCAGGUCGAACUUUCCCAGUGGAGCAGUUGUUUUUGGAAGAUAUUAUGGAGAUGACAAAUUAUGUGUUAGAAGAAAAUGGGCCCUACGCACGGAAAGUUAAAAAAGGUGACAAAGAUAGAAAAUAUGACUUGGAAACGGACUUGGAGACUUGCGACGUAAGAUCAGAAGCGACGGAACCGCCGAAGGUGUCUAUACGAGACGACAACUUGAGUAUAGCUCAGAUGGUUGCCCGGUACCCCCGCUGUAGCAAGACUACUUGCAAGAAUAUGUAUCUUAUGGAUACUGAGAAGAUCAACCAAGACCUAAUAGAGCACGUCCUCACAUACAUAGUGGAGGGAGACCACAAUUGGCCGCGAGAGGGCGCCAUUCUGAUCUUCCUGCCCGGGAUAGGAGAGAUCAUGGCUAUGCAUGAUCAGUUGAUGGACAGUCACACUUUUAGCCCUAAAACCGGAAAGUACAUGUUGGUCCCUCUCCACUCGACGUUGUCUGGUGAGGAACAAGCGCUAGUGUUCAAGAAGCCCAGGAAAGGGGUCCGCAAGAUAGUGCUGACCACCAACAUUGCAGAGACCUCCGUCACCAUUGACGACUGUGUGUUCGUCAUUGACUGCGGCCGAAUGAAGGAGAAACGAUUCGACUCAAACCGCAACAUGGAAUCUCUGGACCUAGUAUGGGUAUCCCGCGCUAACGCGAAACAACGUAAAGGUCGCGCUGGUCGAGUGAUGCCUGGGGUAUGCGUGCACCUGUUCACCUCCCAUCGCUUCCACCAUCACUUGCUGGAACAACCCGUCCCCGAGAUACACAGGAUUCCCCUCGAACAGUUGCUGUUGAAGAUCAAAAUACUGCCAUUGUUCCAAGAUAUGAGCGUCCAUGAGGUUUUGGGUAAAACGAUAGAGCCUCCUUCAAAACCGAACAUAGACGGGGCAUUACUCCGUCUACGCGACGUGGGCGCAGUGGACACGGCAUUCGCGCUGACCCCGUUAGGGCGCCAUCUAGCGGCGUUACCCGUAGACGUGCGGAUAGGGAAACUUAUGCUGUUCGGAGCUAUAUUCUGUUGUGUCGAUUCCGCCUUGACCAUGGCGGCUUGUCUCAGCCAUAAAAACCCGUUCGUCGCGCCUUUUGGAAAGAAGUCGGAAGCGGAUGCAAAAAGAAGAGAAUUUGCGUGUUCUAAUAGCGAUCAGCUGACAACUUUGAGAGCGUAUAGAAGAUGGCAGCAAGCGAUGAAGCAUAGCAACCACGCAGCAAUAGUGUUCGCGAACGAGAAUUUCCUCUCCCACAAGACGUUGUUGAUGUUAGCGGACAUCAAGCAUCAGCUGCUGGGGCUGUUGGCCGACAUCGGCUUCGUGCCCGACAUGCCGGCUAUGAGGAAGAAGAUGCGCAAAGAUUCCGUCCUUGCUUUCACUGGGGAUGAGCUGAACUCAAACGGCAAUAAUGACAAGCUGCUGGCGGCAAUUUUAUGUGCUGCGCUGUACCCGAAUGUCGUAAAGGUAUUAACACCAGAAAAGUCGUUCCACAUGCAAGCAGGCGGCGCGAUUCCCAGACAACCAAAUCCCGAUGAACUCAGAUUCAAGACCAAAUCCGAUGGUUUUGUCGCCCUCCACCCGUCGUCCAUCAACUCUACAGUGGGUUACUUCGCGAGCCCAUACCUGGUGUAUCAAGAGAAGGUGAAGACUUCAAGAGUGUUCAUCAGGGAGUGCUCUAUGGUGCCCCAGCUGCCUCUGGUGCUAUUUUCUGGGUGUGGUUUGGCGGUGGAACUCCAUAACGGAACCUUCAUAGUUUCCUUGGAAGACGGCUGGAUCAUGUUCCAAGUGGAAAAUCAUGAAGUAGCGGAAAUGCUGAAGACAAUCAGAGUGGAACUCAUAAAUCUUCUAGAAGAGAAGAUCAACGAUCCCAGUUUAAACCUGCUGCACUACGAGAAAGGUAAUAAGAUCAUUAAGACUAUAGUCCAAAUUAUAAGCAACUUUUAGGUCGAAUUUUGUACUUUUGUACCUAAAACAGUGAUAUAUUGUGGUCUGGUGUGAAAUGUAUUAGGAUUUAUUUAAUAGGUUAAUAGUACAAAUUAUGUUUUAUUAAAAAAAAAACAUGCCAGAAGAAAGGUUCUUAUAAAAUUAAAUUUCGAAUAAUUAGUACUAAUUUUUAUUUAUAAUCAAAUGAAGAAUCAGGGGCCUGUUUCAUAAAACUUACAAUUGUACAUUGCCGAGUGUGUAAUUAGAAAUAUUUUGCAGCUUUAUACUAGUUACGCAAUGAGCACCAAAUGAGGCUACGUUCCUCAAAAAAAAAAUAAAGAUGACGCUGUCCAAAUUUGCCUUUGUUUAACCUUCUAAUUUCAUGGAUAACAAACAGACUUAAGCAUCUUUUAUCUUUGUUUUUGGGUAUCAAAUGAUGACCCUUGUUAUUACAGCCAGGCACAACUCAUCUUCCGCACAUUUAUUAUUCUGAUCAAAAUAAAGAGAAGCAAUAUAGGUAGCAACAUAAUUCUAUACAUAUCGGAUCCAAAUAUCAAGCAAUCAUUUCUUAUUAUAUGCUUCUGCCAUUACAAUUAUAUUUUUGAAUAAUUAUAAUUAUAUUUUGGAAUAACUAUAAUUAUAUUUUUGAAUAAUUACAAUUAUAUUUUUGAAUAAUUAUGUACUUGGGCAAUGAGAAAAUAGGUAAUUAUCACGUUAAAUCUGAACAGCGCCAUCUAUAUUUUCAUUGUAAGUUUUAUGAAACAAGCCCCUUAUUCCUAUGUAUUGAUAUAAAAUGAUACAUAUGAAAAUGUGUUAUACUUAUUAUAUUAUAUUUCUGAUCAGACUACUCCUUAGCGCAAUUGUAUUUUGUAUUCUAGAGAUUAUAAUGUAAUUGUAGCAUAAACAAGCUUUGUAAAAAUGUAAAUGGAAUUAAAUACACUUAUAUGUUGAUCUCUGCUUUACUUGCAACGUUUUGUUAUUAAACAAAUUUAUAAGAGGACAAUAACAGUGAUAUUUAUUUUUUAGCAAUAUUAUUUAAAUUAAAAAGCACAUUCGUGA
Messenger RNA from Pectinophora gossypiella (pink bollworm), 4946 nucleotides. RefSeq names its product putative ATP-dependent RNA helicase DHX57. Gene Ontology annotation, molecular function: protein binding; ATP binding; RNA binding. Gene Ontology annotation, cellular component: intracellular anatomical structure. Bases 105 to 3908 code for a protein of 1267 amino acids. The record is from RefSeq and is a predicted model, not a curated record. The transcript has 18 exons. NCBI's taxonomy places the organism in Eukaryota, Metazoa, Arthropoda, Insecta, Lepidoptera, Gelechiidae.